Messenger RNA from Thelazia callipaeda (thelaziosis nematode), 2412 nucleotides. Lineage: Eukaryota; Metazoa; Nematoda; Chromadorea; Rhabditida; Thelaziidae. The record is from the annotation of a GenBank genome assembly.
AUGCCACCACUUGAUGGUCAGUAUCAUGUGGAGGAAAAAAGCUGGAAUGAAUUACUUUUGCAUUCUCGAAUGUGGCGUAAUGUAUCAAAAAAACGGAUGAAUAUGAUAUUACAUCAUUUCCUUCUUUAUGUCGAUGAUUCGGGUACAGAUCGUAUUCUUGCACUGGGUGGAUCAGGACCAUCACCUUUACAGACCAUUUAUACUGCUCCCUUGACGCGCUCACCUUUGAUUAGUUCAGUAGCUAAAUUGAUUUUACACCCUUAUUUGGAUUGUAAACCAAGCAAGAGUGGACCUGCACCUCCCGAAAUGGUAAUAUUAUGUGAAAGGCAAAGAACUGCCGUUGCAACUGGCAUUUCAUCUUACCAUUUUGAUCCAACUACUUCUACUUUAUUGUAUUCCGAUUCUAGCAAUUUGUAUUUGGUUCAGAGAAAAGAAACAAAUAUAAUUGGAGAAGCCAUAAGGAGUUGCCCGUUAUAUGCACGACUAUGUCCUGCAGACAGCAGUCUGGUAGCUUUUGUUGCAAAUUCAAACGUUCAUAUUGAUUGGAAAGGGGAAGUGGUAUAUUCUUCGAAAGCUGGCGCUAAUAUUAUGAAUGGGUGCUCAUCGUUUAUUACUCAAGAAGAAUUGAAUCGGUAUACGGGGAUGUGGUGGUCGCCAGGACCAAGAAAAAUGUUACUUUAUGAACAAGUCGAUGAAACAUUUGUUACUGGGUUGCAAUUUGCCGUACCCGGUUGUUUACCGUCACAGCCGAUGAAAUAUCCUAUCGCUGGUUCAGCUAAUGCUAUCUCUACAUUGCGGUUGAUCAUCAUAGAAGAAAACAAUAUAACUGAUCAUGAAUUGAAUGUGGAGCUUAAGUCAAUAUAUCCCUGGUAUGAAUAUUUAACACGAGUGGGAUGGUUGCCUGAUGAAAGCGCAAUUUGGGCCUUGUUGCAUAAUCGACUGCAAGACCGUUAUGCAUUGAUUUUGAUACCUCUAAGUUUAUUUGAAUGUAGGGAAAACCAAACUGGUGCUCAAGUUGUUACGCUGUUACAAGAGCAUUCUGACGUGUGGUUUAAUGUGGAUAAUUUAACUCGGUUCCUAGCCCCAGUAGGAAGAGUACUCCAAUUUAUUCAUGCUAGUGAUCGAAAUGAUCACACUCAUUUAUUUUAUUACACGGCUGAACUUGAUGAGACUCAUCCAAUAGCUACUUGUAUGUCAAAACCGAUCACAGCUGGAGAUUGGUCAGUUAUGAGAGAUCCAGGGCUAUUUGUUGACGAAAAAAGAAAACAUGUUUAUUUUGUCGCCAAUAAGCAUCAUCCAUCUGAUUCGAAUUUGUGCGUUGCUUAUUAUGGAGACUCAUCAACUGACUCAAAAAUUUUAAGUAGCAUUGGACUUUCAUAUAGAUACGAACGAAUGGAUGAACUGCAGUUGAAUCCGGAAAUUGGGUUUGUAUGUUGGGAAAGUUCUCUUCAGAUGCCUCCUAAGUGCUCAUUUUAUCGACUUCAUCAUUUAAAUGGCGACCGGUUGCCAACAGCAACUUUACAGCAUCUUAUUUUCUUACCCCAACCUACUUUCAGUGAAUCGAAUCUGAAGAUUGAGAAUAUAUGUGAACCAGAAGUUUGUGUCAGAGAAUAUCCAGAACUAUUCGAAUAUGAAUCGGCAAAUUCUAAGCGAAAGCAUUAUGCCCUUUUGGUUAAGCCUUUUGGAGCGAUUCGAGGACUUCAUUAUCCUGUUAUUCAACUUGUUUAUGGUGGACCUGGUGUGCAACUCGUUCGCAAUACAUGGUCCACAUGGGCUGGAUUUCGGAAAUUCGCCGGUCUUGGUUAUGCUGUUCUUAUUGUUGAUGGACGCGGCUCAUCAAAUCGUGGCAUUUCAUUUGAGUCAGCUAUCAAAAAUAAAUUGGGCACUGUUGAAGUUGAAGAUCAGGUGGAAGGCCUUCGGGAAGUGGCAAAACGCACAGAUGGUUUAUUGGAUCUGAAUCGUGUCGCGGUCAUGGGUUGGUCAUAUGGUGGAUAUCUGUCAUUGCUUUGUCUAGCUAAAAACCCUAAUGUAUACAGAGCAGCAAUUGUUGGCGCUGCAGUUUCAUGCUGGAGGCUUUAUGAUACAGCCUAUACAGAGCGUUUCUUGGGUUUGCCGUCUGAUCCUAUUUAUAAGGAGUCUUCAGUUUUAAAUUAUGUGAAUCAGUUACCAAAUGAAGUUGAUCGCUUGCUGAUUGUUCAUGGUUUGAUCGAUGAAAAUGUGCACUUUUCUCACACUGAACGUCUUGUUGAAGCAUUAAUUGCAGCCGGGAAGCCUUAUCGUUUACAGAUUUUUCCAUCAGAACGUCAUGGUAUACGGUCUGUCGAGGCUAAUGAAUUUCACGAUGCUUCCAUGUUGUCAUUCUUAUAUCGUGCUCUUAGUGUUGAUCAUCCACAUCACUGUGUAGAAAAAUAA